Molecule: messenger RNA, 633 nt
Organism: Colletotrichum lupini
Lineage: Eukaryota; Fungi; Ascomycota; Sordariomycetes; Glomerellales; Glomerellaceae
Exons: 1
Coding region: 1-633 (210 amino acids)
Source: RefSeq, a predicted model, not a curated record
AUGCCAAGUCUGUUAAACGGCGCAAAAUGGAUACUAACGACGUCGAGAUCUUCGGCGCCGUUGCCGGACACUGUCCGAUAUUCUCCCGCUCUUCAGCCGAUAAUCUGUGGAACUCCGCAAACUCCACGCGCGGAUGGAUUGGCCGACACUCGGCGACCUCUUCCGGUGAUCUCAUCCCAUCCGGCUCCGGCUCGGCCGAGCCUUCCGCCUAGCCGCUGCCAAGUGCCCUUUUUGGUGGCUCUUGGCCCGGUGAUCUUCGCCAGGAACGCUGAGGCCGAUCGCAGCACCGCAGCUGCGCAGGCCCACGGACAGCUCGGGGGAUGUUCAACGAUCGGCGGAGGCUCAUCGCCGCCUCCCCUGGAUGAUCUGGAUCCAUCGCCAAAGGCCGAAGUUAAUGGCGAGCCGACAGCCAAGCUUGUCAGUGUCCCCAGAGCUAAGGUAUCAGGUGAAAGUAGCCGACGAAGAAACGUCUGCAAUCUUGGUGAUGACGAGUUUUUGAGUUUGCGUCGUCAAAAGACUAAAAUUCUCCGUGGCGCCUCAGGAACGAAUACCCAACGGGAUGGACAGAGUUGCUGCACUCUGGGCCCUGGGUCAAGGUGUUCACCGACUGCCAUCCCAAUUGUGCUGUCAUAG